AUGAAAAUUCAAGUAAAAGACUAUGUCUUCGGGUUGAUUCCGGUCACAAAAGAGCUAGAGGUCGAGAAAUGGACAACGAUUGAGGAAGUGAAAAAGAAGACUUCAUCAUCGAUUGUGCCUGAUCUCAGUGAUCUAUUUAAUUUCGGGAAAUCGAAUGAGCUCUCUGGUGGUGGUUUCUUCACAGGACAACCGGUGAUGGCCACUUUUUGGGGAGGAAACGUUUAUGGAGACAAGCGAACACUUGAGACUUGCGGGAUCUGUGAUGGAGAUUUGAUUGAUCUCACGAAAUAU
Mesorhabditis belari is the source of this 291-nucleotide messenger RNA. Lineage: Eukaryota; Metazoa; Nematoda; Chromadorea; Rhabditida; Rhabditidae. The record is from the annotation of a GenBank genome assembly.